AUAGUAGGUGUUUACUGCAGAGUGAAAAUAGUAACAAAAAGAUUCAGUCAUGUUCUUUGUAAUACUUUUAAUAGUUGAAUUUGCCAAUCCCAUAGGGUAAAAUAUGUCAAUCCUAAGGCAAAAAGAGAGAAUUUGUAAUGAAUGCAUACACUGUAAGGCACUGAAGUAAUUUUUAACUUAAUCAGUUAAUAUAUUAAGUACCUUUAACAUAUAAGGCAGUUAACUUUCUUUUUUUUCUCAUAAACCCCAUUUGAGUGAAUUAAUUUCACAUUGUCCAUUUCUUUGGGAUAAACUAGAGUUUCACUGUGUGUAACACAAUACCUUUAUGUUACAAAGUGAAGAUCCCAUGGUUUUGGCUGAAAUGUUGCUGCAUUACAACUGUGUCUUGCCUAGGGCCCUCUGCAUAGGAGAAUAUUCCUUUAACAAAAUAAAUCACUAAAAGACUAUAGCACACAUGCUGGAACCAUUCUUCUAUAUCUCCGACUACUGUUCUUGCCAAAAGUGUUAAAAAAGAGGCUCAGUGGAUAAAAGAUUCUAUUUGUGUGAGACCUCCUGCUUUGCAAUGGUUUCAGAAAGAAAAAAAAAUUGUGCUACGUUCACUGGCUCUUUAAUUCGGAUUGCCAAUGAUAAUGCAGAGUCUACGCUGAAGAGAGGUAGCAUACAGAAGCAGAAACAUUAGUGCUAAUCUGCUGCAGAAGGACGAGAUAAAUCAGCACAGCUCUCAUACAUCACUGAGAGAGAAGCUGAUUGCAACUUGACCAUGUGCCUAAGUGGUCACAUCAGCAACAAGAACGGAGCAUGGAUAAAAAACCUAAAAUGUAUCCGUAGGGCUACUUGCUGUGCACGACCUAUAAUAACACAUCAAUAAUAGUACAUCUUCCACUUGAAGUUGAAAGUCUGACGUCUGUUAUCUCUGUUGGUGGCAAAAGGAAGCUGUAUUACCCCAAGAAGAGGCCUUUCAAGUUCCAUGAUAGUGGAGAGAGUUAACUUCUGAAUUGGUGCAAUGAGUAUACUGUGUCCCCAUCCCAAAGCUUAUGAAAUCUGCUGGCCAGGAAAAGGAAUGACAUGGGUUUCCAUCCUCCUGCUCCUCCUAGUCCUUUCUGGGUUUAGUCACUUCUGAUAAAAAAAGAGGCACAACUUUGCAAGUAUCCCAAGAGACCUAAGAACUGUAGGUCUUUAAAGCAUGCAUAAAAAGCUUCCAUCUCACUAUAUGCAUGCAGGCCUAAGAGCUCAUUGAUUUGUUCCACAAGUUCAAUAAUCACUAAUCCAUCUACGGAAUUGCAUCUGGAAUACUCAAAACCAAUUUCUGGCAUAAAAUGCUAACUCACAAGCUACAGUGUAUAAAGCAACCCUGAUCAACAGCAUCAGGUGCUGCCAGACGUAUGCUUAAAAGAUUAUGGUAAGUGACUUUGACCUCAGACAGUGUAGCACAUGCUGUGAAGAGAAUACAUUUGUAACUGUCUCAACAAAGUGAUCUCUCAUCCAAAUAUCAUUGUCUUCCAGGGAAACAGGGAAUCUCUGAAAGGAGGGAAAAAAAACCUGUAAAUUAACUCUUAACAGCAAUAGUAUCAAUUACAGCUUUUAUGAAAAACAAACUAUACCUUGAUUGGGUCCUCUACGAAAUUUUGGAUCCUCUAUUGAAAACCAUUAAAAAAUUAUAAGCUACUGAGGAAGAUCGCACUUGAAAGGAGUUUUCUUGGUAUCUCUCCUUCUAGUUUUUACAUCGUCUUUCCAGCCUUUCUAAAUGUUGUCUAUGAAGUGGAUUUCUUCCAGAGCAUCGUGAGCUGCGUGGUAUCAGGCUACUGGGGCACACACUGCAGUGAUCUCAAACAGGUAGAUCCUAAGGACAACCACUCAUCUGAUCUUUCAGUCUUUUUAAAGAAAGACAUGUAAUAGUGAAGGUGUGUUUAAAAAGGGGAUCAUUCAGACUGAUGCCUAAAACUCUGCUAUUCACUGAAAAUCAUAGACUCCUGAUUAGGUUGUCAGUAUUUUGUGAAGUUUUGUGAAGCUUUUAACAGUUUUUAUUGCCUCUUUGAUUAUCCUGGAAAAUAAAUAGUUACAUAUUGGAUAACCAUAUGGAUGAUGUGUUAGUGUAUUUAAAGAAGAUUGCUCAGAUGGCUCAGAGCCCAUAGUGGCAGUGCCAGGAUUUUUAUGCACUGAAAAGCUAAACAAAUAACUACAAGAUGGAGGGAACAAUCACUGAAAGGAAAAGUGAGCAAUAAAAUGUAGAAUUCAUCUUUGCCAUCAGUGACAGAGAUUAAGGCCAUGGGAGAAGUUAUAGUGUAACUUCUCAUACUAUACUUGGGCUGUGUCCCAGUUAGCUUUCCAGCUUCAGCAGGGAAAGUCGUAUGGGGUGGUUGUUCCUUGUUCCCAGUCAACAGUACUGGGCUGCCAGUGAUCUUUUUAAAAGUCCAAGUUUCUAUCUCACUUUGUUUCCUCAAUGACUCCAGUUGAGCUUCCAGCAGAAGGGAUGGAGAAUCAGGUUGCACUUCUCACCACAAACCAUACAAACCCCAUUUCUCAGCAUACCAAUGUACCAUAAUUACUUCUUACGAUAACAAGGCCAUUGAAUAACCUGGCAUGAUUUUCCUGGGACAGAUGAUGAGUGGUGGGAGGAAGGAAGGAAGCAGAAAGAAAGGUGUGAGGGAUAAUAGAAGGAAAAUUCUUGAGCGACUGAGUAAUUUCUUUAGGAAGACAUUUCCCAUAUUUUUUGUUCAGUGCUUGAAUGCUGCUCAUGCAAUAUAUACAAAUAUUCUCAGUCUCUUCAAGUGAAAAAGGACCCUGUAAUCCAAGUCCACUCACUGAACUGUAAUUGUAACCUCACUGAAGGAAAGGAACAGUUUGAAAGACUGACUCUUUCAUAUUUUAGUCAGGAUUUAUCAUGAUCUCUAAAGCACAUAAUUCUCAUAACAGGAAAGCUUCAGUUGUUUUAAACCCUGGCAAUUUUUCAUUUGAGAAAUACCCAGGCAGCAAGCCUUCUCUCAGAUGAGAUAGAGUGGGCUGUUUUAUAUCAGGAGCUGCAUUUCCUACUUUGCUUCAUCUGCCAGAAAUUCUCUUGCCAGAAACUCUGUCAUUUCAGUUUUUAUCUGUUUUUGAGGGGAAGUUAGUUAACCAUCUCAGUAGCACCACCAUCACUACAAAAAUAUCUGCAGAUAGUGAAAGGCUAUGGAAAACUGAUAAUUGUACACAAAUGCAUAAUUUUCCCCAGGCCAUGAUAAGUGAUGAUAAAAUUGCCAGCUCCAUUUUACAGAGGAGAGGAUUGUGGUAUGGAUAUACUUUAAUAUUAAAGUAAUCUGUGGACAAUUCUGAAACAACAAGGCAAAUAUGUCUGGUCCAUACCUGUUACUACUUUUUCUGUGUUGGUAUAUAAUUCAUAAAAUGUUACAGCCAGUAAGUACCAUGUUCUGGUACUGGAUCUGUGUUGUCGAAGGAACACACUAACACCAGUUAGAUUUUUCAAUGUCUUAAAAAAAUUAAAUGUAAUAAUGAAAAUUUUCAUCAUUUGGCUACAGCAGUCAGAGCUUUGCCCUUUUCAAUUAGAUUAUAUGAGCAGACCAGACAGACCUCAUUGGGACAGCCCUUGCAUGCAUUUGAUGGAGAAUUUGACCAAAAGUGUUUGACAUCCAAACAAGCUGAAAGCUUAAACACACGAGACAAUUUUUUUAAUACUAUGUGAUGAGAGUAUUGUUGAUUGUUAAUUUAUAGAGAGUAUUUGAAUAUAAGUGUGGAGCUAAGCUUGCUGAGACUUCGUAUGUGGUGCUCGGCAGUCAGAUACCUCGGUUUCUUACAUUGCUAGUUAUGUCAAGAAUUACUCCUGUAGUGCAUGGCAUUAUUCCAGAUUGUAUCUCAGUCAAAUGGAUUAUUCUUCGGUGCAGGGCUUUUCUAGGGAAGAUAAUAUCCAGCGUCCAGAUUUGAAGGCUCCAUUGGAGUUUUACAGAGUGCACCUGAGAAGAACGGUCAAUUCUUUUUUUGCUCAAAGCCUGUAAUGUGUUUGCUGUCUGUUCCAAGAGGCAGUCAGAGAAUGUUUGCAAAGGGAGUUUGUGGGUGUGGAUUAAAAAAAGUAACUGAAGAGAGACUGUGGCACAGAAUUAAAUAAUACUUGAUGCAUCACUUGUUUUUGUUUUUUUUUAACUUCAAAUUAAGAUCUGUAUUGUGCUAAUAACUGCAUGGCAAUAGUGACUAAAAUUAUUAUUAUCCUUGUUGUACAUGCAUUAUAACCAAUCCUUAAAGUGCCUAGAACCUAUCCCACUGCUGUACAUUUUUACAGUAGUGAUGAUAGUAGUGGUAGUGGAGUGAGGUGUUGCAAAACAAGGCGGUUGAGCAGGUGUGAAGAACAGACCUUCUGAAAGAACAGAAACACUGCAAGAGUAACAGGAAGCUGUUAAUGCAGUAUAGCUUUCACUUCAAAUAUAGAGAGCAAGUGAUCAGAAGUACAAGCCUACUUGUAUUCUUUAUUAUCUGAGAAUAUUUGUUCCCGUUGAACUCAGUCUUGAAGGCACUGGUCCUGCUUUUCACUCCGAUGUGCUCUCCGUAAUUGACUGUAUUUUUAUUCAUAUAUGUACAUAAAGUCCUGCAAAUACUGUAAGCACAAAAAUUUGGUGUAGAAAGAAUUUUAUUAAAAACUAGAUGUUAGUGUUCCAAAGGAGACGAGAGGAUCUCCUGGGAUUACUGAGUAGAUGGGAGGAGUUGAUUGCCUCAGGCAUAGCCCAGGGCCAUUAAUUACAGCUAGUCAUUAAUUCUCCCGUAAUGUCCUGUGCUGAUGCCUGUUACAAUGCAGAAAUAGGAAGCUGGCUGACCUGUGGACUUUCAUCAGUUAUGUUAUUCUUAUAAUUAUUACUUAUAUUUCUAAAUGCUUAUCACUGUAAGUGUUCAUCAGAGUUUCAGCUUGUAACCUUCAUGUCUUUCCAGAGAGUUCAUGUUUUGCUUGUUACUCACAGGAAGCCUUUAAAUAGCGCUUGAAAACACUAUAGCCUUUAUGAGGUAUGCUCUGUAUAUUGAAUCCUGGGAAAGUAAAAUUGAUAUAGAUACUCCCUAAAGAUAAUCAGUGUACCUAUUUUCAUAUCUAGAGAAAAUGAAAAUUGAAUAUAUGGUUCCCUUACUCUGUGGUUGCCAUAUAAGGUAAAGUGCAGUCUAAAUUCUAAGGAUCAAAAACUAAAGAUCUAGUUUUUGGAUUGGUUUUGAAAAGAAAAAAGCCCUGAAAUUUUAAUGAGUUUAUUUCAGUUCCUGAAGAAGUGCUAAUAAAGGACAGAAUAGUUAUAAUGUAGGAGAAUAGAAACCAACUAUAUAAUAUAAACCAAUAUAAAAAAACUUUCAUCAUAUGCUGUUUACAUGCGUGCUCAUGUACUCAGCACUGCACAAUGAAAGCAUUGCUGGACUGGUUGUAAAGUGCAGCACGCAGCUUAGCAGAUCAUGUGAACACACAUGACUCUAAGCAGCACAGAGUUUAGGUAGCAAAUAGCAGCUGUGAGAAUUUCCGGAUUGCUAGACUUGCAUGUCUGUUUAAAUCAUCUUAAAAUGUUUUUCUCGAGAAGAAAGUUAUUCAUCUGACCUUUUACAUAGAGUCCUUCUUUGUCAGGGAUCCCAAAGUGUUUUACAGAUGCAGAGAUUUAGCACUGACAUGCACAUGUCAGAGGAAAAAUUAACAGACUGACUGCACCAUGGUUGCACAGAAGUUUGGCCGUGCAGAAAUAUGACUACUGAUGGGCUUCACGACUGAGAGGCAUCCAGCAGCACUGCAUAGCACCCCAGUCGGGAAGCUUGAGAUACUUAGCUGAAGAUAUAGAAAUAUCGACAGUAUAUGUCUGGACUUCUCACUCCUCCUUAUGGUGUUAUGGAAACUGGCUCCAACAAUGACAGAAUGCCAGAUAAAGACAGUAUGUCGAACAGUGCUCUUUGCCAAGUUUCUAAAAAUUGUAAUAAGACACCUCUUAUUGAUCCUCACAUCCCACAUCAUCCUACUAAAACCAUUACACAGGUUCCUUCAGAAAAGAUCCUUAGAGCUGGAAAGAUUUUGCGAAAUACAAUUCUGUCCCGAGCUCCUCACAUGAUAAGAGAUCGUAAAUACCAUCUGAAGACUUACAGGCAAUGCUGUGUGGGGACAGAGCUAGUUGACUGGAUGAUGCAACAAAGUUCUUGUGUCCAUUUACGAACCCAGGCUGUUGGCAUGUGGCAAGUGCUGCUGGAAGAAGGUGUUCUUAACCAUGUGGAUCAGGAACACCACUUUCAAGACAAAUACUUAUUCUAUCGAUUUUUGGAUGAUGAGCGUGAAGAUGCCCCUUUGCCAACUGAGGAGGAGAAAAAGGAGUGUGAUGAGGAGCUACAGGAUACUAUGCUGCUUCUCUCUCAGAUUGGGCCAGAUGCUCAUAUGAGGAUGAUUCUCAGGAAACCCCCUGGCCAGAGAACUGUAGAUGACUUAGAAUUUAUAUAUGAAGAACUUCUCCACAUUAAGGCCUUAUCUCACCUUUCUACCACAGUAAAACGGGAAUUAGCAGGUGUUCUCAUUUUUGAGUCACAUCCCAAAGCAGGAACAGUCUUAUUUAAUCAGGGAGAAGAAGGUACUUCUUGGUACAUUAUCCUAAAGGGAUCAGUAAACGUAGUCAUUUAUGGCAAGGGUGUGGUAUGUACUCUACAUGAAGGAGAUGAUUUUGGCAAGUUAGCACUUGUGAAUGAUGCUCCCAGAGCAGCAUCCAUUGUUCUGCGGGAAGACAACUGCCACUUCUUGAGAGUAGAUAAGGAAGACUUCAACAGGAUCCUGAGGGAUGUGGAAGCAAAUACAGUAAGACUCAAAGAACAUGACCAAGAUGUCUUGGUGUUGGAGAAGAUCCCAGCAGGAAACAGAAUUUCUAAUCAAGGAAAUUCACAGCCGCAGCACAAGUACAUUGUGAUGUCAGGAACCCCAGAGAAAAUUUUGGAGCACUUUCUAGAAACUAUGCGCCUUGAAGCAACUUUAAAUGAAGCAACGGAUUCUGUUUUAAACGAUUUUAUUAUGAUGCACUGUGUUUUUAUGCCAAAUAGUCAGCUCUGCCCAGCCUUGAUGGCACACUAUCAUGCCCAGCCUUCUCAGGGUACAGAGCAGGAGAAAAUGGAUUAUGCCCUCAACAAUAAACGGCGAGUCAUUCGGCUGGUUCUGCAGUGGGCCGCUUUAUAUGGAGAUUUGCUACAAGAAGAUGAAGUAGCAAUGGCCUUUCUGGAGGAAUUUUAUGUAUCUGUAUCAGAUGAUACCAGAAUGAUUGCAGCACUAAAGGAGCAACUUCCAGAGCUAGAGAAAAUUGUAAAGCAAAUUUCUGAAGAACCUAAAGCACCACAAAAAAAGCACAAAGUUCUUCUGCAGCUGUUCAACACAAGUGAUGACAGAGCACAGAAACGCCAGCCUAUCAGGGGCAGUGAUGAAGUUCUGUUUAAGGUGUACUGCAUAGACCAAACCUACACCACUAUCCGUGUGCCGGUGUCAUCUUCUGUGAAGGAAGUGAUCGGUGCAGUAGCAGACAAGCUGGGCUCUGGAGAAGGCCUCAUCAUAGUAAAGAUGAGUUCAGGAGGAGAAAAGGUUGUGCUCAAGCCUCACGAUGUUUCGGUGUUCACCACUCUGAGCGUUAACGGCCGGCUGUUUGCGUGCCCUCGGGAUCAGUUCGAUUCCUUGGCACCAUUGCCAGAACAAGAAGGACCAUCUACUGGUACAGUAGGAACAUUUGAACUGAUGAGUUCCAAAGACUUAGCACAUCAGAUGACAAUUUAUGACUGGGAGCUCUUCAACUGUGUACAUGAGCUGGAAUUGAUCUAUCACACUUUUGGAAGGCACAACUUUAAAAAGACCACAGCAAAUCUGGACUUGUUUUUAAGAAGAUUCAAUGAAAUUCAGUUCUGGGUGGUCACCGAGAUUUGUCUUUGCUCUCAACUCAGCAAGCGUGUUCAGCUGUUAAAGAAAUACAUUAAGAUAGCAGCCCACUGUAAAGAAUACAAAAAUCUGAAUUCCUUUUUCGCUAUUAUUAUGGGACUGAGUAAUGUUGCUGUGAGCCGUCUCUCAUUAACGUGGGAGAAACUCCCAAGCAAGUUCAAGAAGAUCUAUGCAGAGUUUGAAAGCUUAAUGGAUCCAUCAAGAAACCAUAGGGCCUACAGACUAACUGUAGCUAAAUUGGACCCUCCAAUAAUUCCUUUCAUGCCACUGCUUAUAAAAGACAUGACGUUUACUCAUGAGGGAAACAAGACAUUUACUGACAAUCUAGUCAACUUCGAAAAAAUGCGCAUGAUUGCCAACACUGUCAGGACAGUGAAAUUCUGCCGAAGCCAAUCUUUCAAUCCUGAUGCAGCCCUAACUAAUAAAAACCAUCAGGAUGUUCGGAGCUACGUGCGGCAAUUAAAUGUGAUUGACAACCAGAGAACUUUAUCACAGAUGUCUCACCGACUGGAACCGCGCCGAGCAUAAACAUUUCAAGCAAUGAUGAGAAACGAUCUUUUAUCCUCUCAAGGUCACUUGUUAAGAACUUCACUUUCUCUGCUACUGCACUGCCACUACAAAAAUAAGCAAAAACAUACCAUAAGGUCUUAGGCAACGCACAAUGUACCAGCCUGCCGGAGAACUUUGGCUGAGGAAGAAUUUAUGCACUGUAGGCCUGUGGGUGGCCAUGUUGUGAACUGUUAAUUCAUCCUAAAGUGUAGUAUGUGAUAUCUCAUACAGAUUUAAAAAAAGGCAAAAGAUAGAAUAGUUAGUGGGAAAUGCACAAAAACUUAUAACAGUUCUAAGGUAGAUAGUGGGUUUUUCUCCCUAAUUAAGAAUCUGUAUUUUAUGAUUUGUGCUUCAGGUCAGGACCAAAACUGAUCGUCAGUUUAGCUUGCUCAGCUACUCUUGACCUCAGUAGAAGAUGGACGUGAGGAUCUGAUGAAAUAAUGUAGGUUCAAGAGCGGUCCAAGGUAUAGCUCCAUUCAGAGAAGACUUACAAAUAUUUCCAUUUUAAAUACAACAAAUACUAAGAAAAAAUCCUAGUCUUAAUCAUACUGUCUACUACUACAAGCAGUGUGGCCAUUUCAGAAAAUUGAUAGGACUGAAAAUAUUUUGAAUGAUAAACAGAUUAAUCAGUGUUUACAUUUUACUUCCUUCUCUUUAAAUUACCAAUCAGGUUUUUACAAAAUUCAGUUAAAAAGUAAGGUCAUCAAAAUUAAUAGCAUUAAAGGUAGCAAAGGACUGGUUCAAAAAGAGCACAAUAUGCACAAAUGGAUUUCAAGAUAAUAUUUUCCUGGACAUUAAAACCUUAAAGUUCAGCUAGAAUUAAUCGUGGCUGGUUAACACAUUUUCUGGUCUUACACAUUUACAAAUAUCUUAAUUUUCAGCCAAUUGUUUGCACUUUCAAUAGACUGUAAAUAAAUGUCAAUUCAUUAUGUUCUACAAUAUUUAUUUAUGUUAUAGUUAUUGUGCCAAAAUAAUUCUGGUUUAUUUAUUUUGUUAAGCAUGUUAUGAGAGUACAGCUUUUGUCUUCGCACUCCGUGCACUCCGUGCAUUUACAUGUAGAAGUUGUGUGAUCUAUCUUUUCUGUAAAUAACAUGCAGUACCUUAUUAAAUGUAAUUGCUGGAAA
This is a messenger RNA of Motacilla alba alba, 9564 nucleotides long. It is a transcript of the gene RAPGEF4, whose product is annotated as Rap guanine nucleotide exchange factor 4. Gene Ontology annotation, cellular component: plasma membrane. Gene Ontology annotation, molecular function: guanyl-nucleotide exchange factor activity. The coding region runs from base 5798 to 8419 and encodes 873 amino acids. Gene Ontology annotation, biological process: positive regulation of GTPase activity; Ras protein signal transduction. The record is from RefSeq and is a predicted model, not a curated record. The transcript is spliced from 29 exons. Lineage: Eukaryota; Metazoa; Chordata; Aves; Passeriformes; Motacillidae.